CCCGUUCACCAGUCAUGAUGGCGGAACUGUAGCGCUCGAGACCAGCAGGAGUGCACCGCCCGUCCUCGUUUGGCGACUGUAAAUAGUUAUUUAUUUAUCCAGCUUCACGUCUCCCCCCCCCCCGACAUGACCCGCUGGAUUCCGACUAAGAAAGAGAAGUAUGGAGUCGCAAUCUACAACUACGAGCCAAGUGGGGAGCAGGAGCUGUGUCUCCAAGUGGGGGACACGGUGCACAUACUUGAGAAAUUGGAAGGCUGGUACCGUGGCUACAGGCUGCGCAAGAAAUCCCAGAAGGGCAUUUUUCCAUCUUCCUACAUCCACUUAAAGCAGGCUACGGUCGAGGGAACGGGCCAACAGGAAAUAAUUAUUCCUGCGGACUUGCCCCUGGUGCAGGAGCUCGGUGCUACUCUGAGGGAAUGGGCACAGAUAUGGCAGACGCUGUAUGUGGCGAACAAGGCAAUCCUGUUCAGAGGUGUUCAGCAGAUGUCCUACAGCCUCAUCGAAUAUCGAUCUCAGAUAGUGUCGGGAACGCUGCCCAAAGAUGACCUUGUGGAACUAAAAAAGAAAGUCACAGCAAAGAUUGAUUACGGAAACCGGAUUCUGGGAUUGGACCUGGUGGUGCGAGAUGAAGCAGGAAACACGCUGGAUCCCGACAAGACCAGUACGGUCAGCCUGUUCCGGGCGCACGAGACCGCUUCACGCAGUGUCGACGACAGGAUACAAGAAGAGAAGACGCGCCUACAAAACCUGGAAAUGCGGCGUCAGACCCUGUUCAGUACGGUGCACACGUACAGUCUACUCAUGAACCUGAAGAACUUUGUAUGCAACAUCGGAGAAGACGCUGAGCUCCUCAUGUCUCUGUAUGACCCCGACCAGUCGGAAUUCAUCAGUGAGAACUUCCUGGUGCGCUGGGACAGUACGGGGAUGCCUAAAGAAAUUGAAAAACUAAACAACCUGCCAGCUCUAUUCACGGACCUGAGCAGCAGUGACUUGAUGCGACAGCGGGUCUUCCUGGUGUGUCAGAUCAUCAGAGUCGGCAGCAUGGAACUCAAAGAGGGCAAGAAACACACUGGAGGACUGAGAAGACCCUUCGGUGUGGCUGUGAUGGACAUUACAGAUAUCGCCCAUGGCAAAACAGACGAUGAGGACAAACAGCAUUUCAUCCCCUUUCAGCAGAUAGCCAUGGAAACCUACAUCCGUCAGCGGCAGCUCAUCAUGUCUCCGCUCAUCCCGUCUCGAGUCAUAGGGGAGAACGAGCCACUCACGGCUGUCUUCAACAAAGUCAUCACGACGCGGGAGGUCAAUCACAAAGGCCAGGGGCUGUUUGUGACCCUGAAGCUCCUCGCAGGGGACCUUGCCCAAGUCAGGAAGGACUACCCCCACUUAGUUGACCGCAGCACUGCUAUCGUCAGGAAAAUGGGCUUUCCGGAAAUCAUCCUCCCAGGAAUCGUGAGGAAUGAUAUUUACGUAACAUUGCUCCAGGGAGAGUUUGACCGCGGUAAAAAGAAGACCCCGAAAAAUGUGGAGGUCAUACUGAGUGUGCACGAUGAUGAAGGCAAUCCCAUGGAGAAAGUGAUAUUUCCUGGGGCCGGUUAUGAUGGCAUCACAGAGUACAAGUCUGUGAUUUACUACCAGGUGAAGCAGCCGUGUUGGAAUGAAACGGUGAAGGUGACGAUCCCCAUCGAAGACGUCUGCCGCUGUCACCUGAGGGUGUUGUUCCGACACAGAUCCUCCCAGGACUCUCGGGACAAAUCAGAGAAGCCCUUCGGGAUGGCCUUCGACCGGCUCAUGAGAAGAGACGGGACCACGCUAAAAGAUGGCAGGCAUGAACUUAUCGUCUAUAAGGUUGAUGUGAAAAAGACAGAGGAUGCGAAGGUUUACCUCACCUUGCCAGCAACCUGGGCCGAGGUGGAGGAAAAGGAGAAGCAGACGGGGAAGCCGUUCCACCAUUCAGGAGUGAUUCCUGUGACUAAAGACACCUUCCAGAUUGCCACACUCACCUGCUCCACUAAACUCACCCAGAACGUGGAUUUACUCGGGCUGUUGAACUGGCGGUCUAACCCUGAAGACCUGGGCCAGAUUCUGCAGAGGCUGAUGGAAGUCGAGGGAGCGGAGAUUGUCAAAUUUCUCCAAGACACUCUGGAUGCCUUGUUCAACAUCAUGAUGGAGACCUCAGAAAAGGACACCUAUGAUUCUCUGGUGUUUGAUGCCUUGGUUUUCAUAAUCACACUUAUUGGAGAUAUAAAAUUCCAGCACUUCAAUCCGGUCCUGGAAACUUACAUCAACAAGCACUUCAGUGCCACUUUGGCCUACAUGAAGCUGACGAAGGUGCUUAACCACUACGUGGGCCACGCCGAGGAGCCUGCUCUGGCCGAGAGGCUCUAUGCAGCCCUCAAAGCUCUUAAGUACCUGUUCAGGUUUAUUGUGAAGUCCCGGGUCCUCUACCUCAGAUUCUACGGGAACAGCGAGGAUGGGGACGCUUUCUUCAACUCCAUUCGCACACUUUUCCUGUCUUUCAACACUCUAAUGGACAGACCGCUGGACGAGGGAGUGAAGAUAAAGGGAGCAAUAUUGAAAUACCUCCCCAGCAUCAUCAAUGACAUCCAGACUGUGUUUGAUCCCGUGGAGCUCAGCGUUCUACUCGCAAAGUUCAUCGAGAGCAUUCCUGACUUGCAGCUUGUGCGUCAGAAGCUGGGCUGCAUGUGUAAAAUGGUGGAGAGUGACCUUUUCAGGCAGCCAGAUUGUCGAGAUGGGCUUCUCCCACUUGUCACUGACCAGUUGAGCGGGCAGCUGGACGACCGCUCCAGUAAACCAGACCACGAGGCCUGUGCCCAGCUGCUCAGCACAGUGUUGGACAACUUGGAUCGCAAGGACGUGGGUCCAACCAGAGGGCACGUUCAGCUGAUCAUGGAGCGGCUGCUCCGCAGGGUCAAUCGCACCGUCAUCAGCAUGGACAGAUCCUCCCCUCUCAUCGGCCACUAUCUCGCCUGCAUGACGGCCAUCCUGAAGCAGAUGGAUGACAUGCAUUACGCCCACUACAUCAGCACCUUCAAGACGAGACAGGAUAUCAUUGACUUCCUCAUGGAGACAUUCCUCAUGUUUAAGGACCUCAUGGGAGACGUUUUCCCCGCUGACUGGAUGAUCAUGAACCUUGUGCAGAUGAAGGUCUUCCUGAGGGCCAUCGAACAAUACUCGGACGUCCUCAACAUGUAUUUUUUGGACCAGGCACAUUUUGAACUGGAGCUUUGGAAUAACUACUUUCAUUUGACGGUAGCGUUCCUCACCCACAAGACACUGCAGCUGGGAUCCUUCUCUCAAGAGAAACGAAAUAAGAUACUGAACAAAUAUGGAGACAUGAGGAAGACUAUUGGGUUUAAGAUCAGAGAUAUGUGGUACAAUCUCGGCCCUCACAAAAUGAAGUUCAUCCCAGCGAUGGUCGGGCCAAUUCUGGAGGUCACUCUGGUGCCGGAGCCAGAACUGAGGAAAGCCACCAUCCCCAUCUUCUUUGAUAUGAUGCAGUGUGAGCACCACGUCAGCCCCGGACGCACGUUUGAAACGUUUGAGAACGAACUGAUAACCAAAUUGGACCAGGAGGUGGAAGGAGGCCGAGGGGAUGAGCAGUACAAAGUCUUGCUGGAGAAAACGCUGCUGGAACACUGCAGACGGCACAGGUACCUGUCACAGUCCGGAGAGGAGCUGGCUCUGCUGCUCAGCAGCCUGCUGGAGAAUCUGCUGGCGUACCGCACCAUCACACAUGACGAAAGCCCCGAGUACCGCAUGAGCUGCACCGUCAACGUGCUGAAUUUCUACAAAGAAAAAAAGAGGGAAGACAUUUACAUCCGGUACCUGUACAAGCUGCGAGAUUUGCACCUGGACUGUGAGAACUACACGGAGGCGUCCUACACUCUGCUACUCCAUGCUGAAUUACUGGAGUGGUCCGACAAACCCUGCGCACCUCAUCUGAUACCCGGAGACGGGAAGCAUGUGUGGACCCAACAGGAGCUGAAGGAGAGGCUCAUCCAGGAGAUCAUAUGUUAUCUGGACAAGGGCAAGAUGUGGGAGAAGGCCAUUGAGCUGGGCAAGCAGUUGGCCAAGAUGCAUGAGUGUCACAUGUUUGACUUCAUGGAGCUAAGCCAGCUGCUGAAAAAGCAAGCCCAGUUCUAUGAAAAUAUAAUGCAUACAAUGCGGCCACAGCCAGAGUACUUUGCUGUGGGAUAUUAUGGCCUUGGAUUCCCUUCUUUCCUCAGGAACAAGAUGUUCAUCUACCGAGGCAAAGAGUACGAGUGGCUCGAAGACUUCAGCUUAAAGCUGCUCUCUCAGUUCCCCAACGCAGUGAGGAUGACCAGCACAGCGCCCCCUGGAGAUGACAUCAGCAACUCCUCCGGGCAAUACAUCCAGUGCUUUACUGUCAAGCCCGUUCUCACCGUGCCGCUCCAGUUUAAAGACAAGGGGGUUCCAGAACAGAUAUUAAACUAUUACAGAACCAAUGAAGUGGAUCAGUUCAAGUAUUCCAGGCCCUUCAGGAAAGGGAAAAAGGAUCCAGACAAUGAAUUUGCUACCAUGUGGAUCGAGAGAACGACGUACAUUACAGCCUAUCGCUUCCCAGGGAUUCUGAAAUGGUUUGAAAUCAAAUCUGUCUCAGUGGAGGAGAUCAGUCCUUUGGCGAACGCCAUAGAGACCAUGGAGAUGGCCAAUGAGAAGCUGAGUAACCUCGUGCAACAGCAAGCAUGCGAUCUCUCGUUAUCCAUCAACCCGCUGUCCAUGAUGCUCAGCGGCAUCGUCGACCCUGCUGUCAUGGGCGGCUUCUCCAACUAUGAGAAGGCAUUCUUCACAGAGACCUACAUCCAAGAGCACCCAGAGGAUAACGAACGCAUUGACGUCCUUAAACAGCUCAUCGCCCUGCAGAUCCCUCUCUUGGCAGAUGGGAUUCGCAUCCACGGGGAGAAGACGACCGAGCAGCUGAAGCCCUUGCACAACCGCCUGGUUACUUGCUUUCGAGACCUUCGGGAGAAAGUGGAGAAGCAUUACGGCGUCAUAACCUUGCCCUGCUCUCUCACGGAGAGGAAGAAGAGUCGCGUGGGCUCCGCAGUGAUGCCCUACAUCCUGUCCUCCACCCUGCGUCGCAUGUCUACUAUCUCGACCCUCUCCAACGCCUCCUCGGGUCUCUCCAGCGGCUCCGCAUCCUCAGACGGACCCUCCUGCAUCUCCUCCCAAGACUCCUUAUUGUCCCGCCCCGGCGAUCGGAGGGCCUCCGUUUUGUCCCGCUCGGAGGAAGACAACAGGAUUGGUAGAAAGAACCGGAAGGAAUGGAGCGUCAGCAAAUCCCAGGUCCUACUGGAGAGGCAGUCAGAUGCAGACGAGACUCCUUCAGAGAAGCAACAGAGACCCAAGAGUUUACAACUGGGGGACCGGCGGCUUACCCUCUCCCUGUUCCAUGGUGGUUCGUCCCAGCUCAGCUCGUCGAACCCUCUCAGCCCGCUGCCGGACUCUCCACACGCACCUCGCACACCCCGCAGCUCCAGUUAUUCCUCGCUUCUCAGUGACAACGGCGUCGAUACCACAGACACCCCAGGGACCCCCCCACCCAUGCCUCCGAAGAAACACCCGCACGAGAUUGACAACCCAGGGUUCUUGACAGAGUUUACUCCUCCACUACCGAUGAAAAUUGAGAGCAAGCCUCCUCCUCCGCCUCCGAAAACUCGGAAGUCGAUGCUCCCCACAUAUGAUCACACCCCCCACUAAGUGUACAGCUUCAAAGGUCUGCUUAUUUUCUGAUGUUGCUGUGAUGAGAAGUGCAGCUUCAUACUCGGCAUUCUGAAAAAGCCACAGAUGCAGGAUCAUCCAUGUGGGAUGUAUGCAAGAUUUGCAGGGAAGAAGAAAUCUUUCUGAGGCAAGUCGCUAAUUCUUCCAAGUCCUAGUCCUUUUGUUCUCAAGUUUUAGCUGUUUAGUUUUUAAGCCACAAGGAAGAUUAUUUUGUAUGAGGCAUUAUUAUCGUAAGACGCUACUGCUGUGCUACUGCUUUCUUUUUUUUCUUUUUUCCAAAAGUCAGUAUGUUGUACAGACUUAUCACUCGCAGGGAAAACAAAUGACCAAUGCUGCAAUCUAAUAUUUAGCCUUAAUGAAUUUAGCUUCUAUGAGCUGAAGGAACACUGGAUGACUUAUUUUUACCCCAAUGUGUUCCAUAUAUUUUAAUAAGACGAAGCUGUUAGAUACAUUUCAAACUUUAUCAAAUGCAGGGAACACAAUGUACAGAAUCUAACUUUUAGUUGAAAUGUAACAUUAUUUUGUGUGUAACAUUAUGAUCAAAUCAAUUUUCCCAAACCACAAUGUUUUAGAGACACUGGAUGGCAUUAAUGAAUGUGUUGAAGAUUUUUUUCUUUUCUUUUUUAUUAUGAGCUGAACACUGUAACUGAUCCUCCCAAGCUGCAUCACGUUGAUGUUGGUGUUCAGUGGAAGUCAAUUUUCCCUUACAGGAAUAGUUUUAGACGUUUUGGGAAAUACACUCCGUUGCCGAGAGAAGAUGGAUAGCACUCUCACAUCUGUAUUGUAAAUUGGUAGCUGGAGUCAACAGUCGCUUAGUUUAGCAUAGCCUAGCAUAGCAUAUCGACUGGAAACACUAGUUUAUUGAACAUGCAAUAUCUUGUUCAUUGCAAUACGUUGCAAGUCUUUACGCUAAACAAAGCGCUAAACCAGCUAUUUAUUUAUUGUCCAAACAUGAGUGUUAUUGAUCUUUUCAUCUUAUUCCCAGCAAAAAGAAAAAAAAGUGCUUCACAACAUUUCAAACAGGUCUAAACGCUGUAUGGUACAAGCAUAUAUGCCUCUGACGUUCACUACGUUUGUAUUUCAGGUCUUGAUCUACAUAUUUUCUUUCUGAUCAAUUCAUUAUUGCAGUGUAAAUUAUUGAUAUUCAUUCAUUUCUUAAAAGCUUUUGAUGCAGCAUAAAGUAUCAUUUCAACAUGCUUUACUCUGCCCUGCUUACAUUUGUAUAGAAAGACACAAUAUGUGCCUUCAGAGGGCUAAAACCUGAAAAAUGAAAUUUUUUUAGUAUUUUAUUUUUUAGAUCAGAAAUGGUUUCACAAGGGACUCACAUUGUACGGUACAUAUUUCUUGACAACAAGCACACAUUUCAUACAAACAAUGCCUCAAGAGAUAAGGAUCUUUUUUAUGAACAAGCUGUUGUUGAACAAAAAUAAAUAAUUAUCAAAAGACCAGCAAUUCCUGGGGAUAUUGAUUGUUUUAGAAAGGCAUCUUCUCCAUUUCAACAAAGUGCAUACAGAUUGCUCUCUUGGCGCUCACAGACACAUUCAUUUGGACACUGGUGAAACCAGGAAACGGUGAUUUAUGCAUUUUCAUACACAACCAUAUAUGUAGGAGAUUGAAGCCUCUAUAGCUCAUGUUGAACUAGGAGAUAAAAAGGCAUCAUCUGGGGGAGGCUGUGUGCAUGAUGUGUUUAUAGCCGUUCAGUGAUGGGUGCUGGUUUUGCUAAUCUGGAUUUCUGAUGGCCUGUCCAAGUUUGAAGGAUGGGAUAUCACUCUCCUUGCAAGUCUCAGGAGCAACCAGCAUUUGAAGUGAUGUUCACACAUGCACGGAGAGCAGUGUUCCAACUGCCAGGUUUGACUCGAUCUCCAUGGAAACAAAUGCCAUGCUGAAGACAAGUUUACAGCUUGAUGUUGCACAGAAUUCAAGGGUGUAAACAUUAUUUUUCUUCUCAUGUUAAUUGCGGGUGUCUUUCCAGCUUCAAACUGAGUUGAAAAUUAAUAAAUCAUUUUCUAAUUUUG
Molecule: messenger RNA, 7778 nt
Organism: Gasterosteus aculeatus aculeatus (three-spined stickleback)
Lineage: Eukaryota; Metazoa; Chordata; Actinopteri; Perciformes; Gasterosteidae
Source: RefSeq, a predicted model, not a curated record